Oryzias melastigma (Indian medaka) is the source of this 900-nucleotide messenger RNA. RefSeq names its product odorant receptor 131-2-like. The transcript has a single exon. Gene Ontology annotation, cellular component: membrane. The coding region runs from base 1 to 900 and encodes 299 amino acids. Gene Ontology annotation, biological process: G protein-coupled receptor signaling pathway. Lineage: Eukaryota; Metazoa; Chordata; Actinopteri; Beloniformes; Adrianichthyidae. The record is from RefSeq and is a predicted model, not a curated record. Gene Ontology annotation, molecular function: G protein-coupled receptor activity.
AUGGCGAAUAACACCUCCAUAAUUGGUGAUUUGAAACAUCCAAAAAAUGAUCAUCAGAUUAUUAUUGUCCAGAUCCUGGUGAUCAUUUUUCUUUGGAUCAACAUGUUGCUGAUUGUAACCUUUUUGAAAACAAAGUCUUUUCACACGAGCGCUCGCUACCUCUUAUUUGCUCUAAUGCUGCUUUCAGACAGUUUUUUGUUAGUCCUGUCUGAUAUUCUGCUGCUUUUAACAGCGUUGAGGGUGCCCAUGCCAGUUUGGUUGUGUAUUAUUGUGUUUUUUGUUGUCCUUCUGUACAAUAUGGUCACACCAAUCACUCUGGCAGCAAUGACCCUGGAGCGAUAUGUGGCGAUCUGCAUGCCCCUGCGUCACGCAGAGCUGUGCUCCACUCGCAGCACGGUGCACUGCAUCCUCAUCAUUCAUGGAAUCAGCUCUGUUCCCAGCAUCGCCAUCCUCUCUGUGUUUUUUGCAUCAGCUUCUACAAAUGUUUACAAGCAAAACAUGGUUUGUUCAGUGGAAAUAUUUAUAUUGUACCCAUGGCACAACCAUCUUAGAUCGACUAUAAGUCAGUUUUUCUUUUUUAUUAUGUGCAUUAUCAUUAUUUUCUCCUAUUACAAAAUAAUGAAGGUAGCCAAAGCUGCAUCAGGAGAGAAUAAAAAGUCAACUCUAAGAGGCCUCACCACUGUGAUUCUUCAUGCUUUCCAGCUGUUGUUGUGUCUCAUCCAACUGUGGAGUCCCUUCAUAGAAGCUGCUGCUCUCCAAAUUGAUCUACGUCUUUAUGCUGUCGUCAGAUACUGUAAUUAUGUCAUUUUUGUCCUGGCUUCUCGAUGUUUGAGUCCUCUCAUUUACGGCCUCAGGGAUGAGACUUUUUUUCUUGCUUUGAAAAGGUUCUACCGGUCCUAG